Dimorphilus gyrociliatus is the source of this 1242-nucleotide messenger RNA. Lineage: Eukaryota; Metazoa; Annelida; Polychaeta; Dinophilidae. The record is from the annotation of a GenBank genome assembly.
AGAAACUAGCAGAAAGCUUGUUGGAGGUAGAGAUAAAAAAAUAUUCUACGUAUCAAGAGAAAAUUAGGAUAUUUUAACUCAAGUAUAAACAGAUUCCGAAACACUCUGAUAGAAUGAGACGAUCGAACAUGCAGGAAUCCAAGUAUCUUGUUUGUAAAUCUUGGGAAAAGACGAAAGAAGUUCUUCACCUGAAUUCAGAAGUUAUAGGAGUGUCCAAAUUGCUAGACUUAGCGCAAAAAGCUUUCGGAAACAAACCCACUAUUUCUUCAUUAUCCCAUCCAUUUUUUGUAAUUGAGGGCUUAGACGGGACUGGAAAAUCAACCGUUGUAAAAGGUUUGUGUAAAGACUUGAAUGCAACAGGUGCACAAACUCCUCCACCGAACUUACUUGAAAUUCGAUCAACUUUUGACAAACUGGAUACUCAACUUAAAAGAGCUUACUAUUCGACUGGUAAUUAUUUAACGGCCCAUUACCUACAACAACUUUGCCAAGAACGCGUCGUUGUGAUGGAUAGAUUUUGGCACAGUACUGCCGCUUAUACUAUUUCGGAAACCUGCUUUUCAAAGCAGGAAGAACUUCCCGAACCUGGUGAUGAGAUUUACAACUGGCCCGAAGAUCUUCUAAAGCCUACAGCGGUCAUAUUCCUAAAGGUAUCGGAGGAGGAACGUUUAAGACGUAUCUACUCUCGAGAUGGCGACAAUAUAACUGUGGAGGAGAGUCAAAUAUCUAAAAAUUCUCUUUUUAGAAAUAUGAUUGCGGAAUCCUACAGACGUAUGAGUAAUCCUGGCGUAAUAGAAGUUGACGCCAACGGAUCACAGGAGGAAGUUACCGCUAGAGUGGUGCAAGCCUUAAAGACUUUUAUUUAGUUCAAUAACACGUUCCAUUCUAAUUGUUAUUUUAUCUUAAAGGACCUAUCUAUCAUCUUUCUUUCUAACUAAAAAUUUGCAGUUAUAGUUAUAUAUAUAUAUAUAUAUAUAUACAGUAUGUAUAUUAUAUAUUUUCUCAAUUGCCAUCACAACGUAUGAAAAAUUAGGCUUUUAAAAAAGAAAAUUAAUUAAAAAGUACAAAUUAAAACCUUGAUAAAAAAGUAUAAUACGGUUUUUAAUUAUCUCUUUUUUCUAAUUCUAUUACAUAAAUGAUUUUCGCAUCAGAAAUCUUGUGAAUUUUUAAUAAAGGAAAAACAAAAUCGCUUUUAACCUUUUGAUAUUUUUUUUAGAAUAACACCACGGUAAAUUAGUUGAU